Molecule: messenger RNA, 6533 nt
Organism: Arachis duranensis
Lineage: Eukaryota; Viridiplantae; Streptophyta; Magnoliopsida; Fabales; Fabaceae
Product: NADH-ubiquinone oxidoreductase chain 2-like
Exons: 1
Coding region: 4115-4720 (201 amino acids)
Source: RefSeq, a predicted model, not a curated record
CAAAUCCUACUUGGGGAGAAUUUGGAGUUCUUGCUUUUCUGACCUAGCGACCAAUGUAAUUUGUAGCCUUCCCCUUUGUUUCUAAACUAGCAGAAUCGUGGGACAUCCAAAGUGGGAAGUUUCUUGUUGGUUUUUUUCUAUUUCUUACUCCCUAAGAAUUUUUCUUGGAACUUGGUUCGUUCAAUUCUUAGGGAGAAGAAGGAUCCACUGGGAAGAUUUGAGUAGUAUCUUCAUUAGCCGGAAGGAAUUUGUCUCCACUAGCGUCAUUCGAAGAACGAACAAAAGGGGGGUUACUGUUUAGGUAGGAUAGAUGGAUGUAGUCCAAUGGCUAAAGCUCUGCCUGCUUCUUGUGGACUGAACUCUCUUUAGGUUCCGAGUUGUUUUUGGGUAGGAUGGUCGAAUUUUUCUUCGCCACUAGUGGCAACGAAGUUCUUGGUAAUUAACAAGGGGGAAGGAAGAUCUCCACUCAUUUCAUCCAUUCAGUGCCUGCGGUGAGGCGCAACCCACAACAAACAAAGGGGAAAGUUUGCUUGCUGUAGCCCUUUUUUUGUAGACUAGGCUUGAUAAGCUAAGCUAUUUAAGCUCGAGAAGGGUAGGCUUGCAGCUUCGCCAGAAGCUACUAGGAGGGAGCUGUCGUAGAAGCUUUGCCCUUUGUACAGAGAUUGUUAUGAACUGACUAAAUGACUAGCGGAACGCUAGCUAAGCUAAUAAAUAGUAUAAGUUCCCUUCAAUCAAAUCAAUAAGCUUUUAUUCAGCCCUCCUUCUUAGAACCCAUUGAGGGGGGCCUCGGCCCUGGAAGGGGAGAGUGGCCGAGUGGUCAAAAGCGACAGACUGUAAAUCUGUUGAAGUUUUUCUACGUAGGUUCGAAUCCUGCCUCUCCCACUUGUUUGUUGUAGACUGAAGAGAAGAGAAAGGAGGCAUUCGUCAGCGCAGGAAGGCCCGAUUUCUUCUUGUCAAUGCGAAGCUCCUUUUUUUUUGCCGUGCCGUGAAGUGAAAUUGUAUCGUAUGUUAGUUAGAGAGGUUGGCGAACUACUAUGAUCUAUAGAUUCCCCAGAUAUAUCCAAUCCCAACGAGAAUAGAAGCGAGCCGCUUCCGUUGUAGUCGUCGUAGUCUUUUAGCUUAUGUAGUGGUCGGCCUUCCUACACGCACGCGCCCGCCAGAAUGCCUCCUUGGUUCCGGACGAAGCCAAGCCGAUACAUACGAUAGGCGAAGGAAAGACCCCCAUUUCAUAGCGCCUGGGAACGCAAGUUUGAUCGAGGAUUGGGGAGGAGAGGUGGAAUGGAAGAAAAGGCUCGGGAUGGAUUUUGGAGUCUUUGUGCGAGCCGUAUGCGGUGAGAGUCGCACGUACGGUAACGAGGGGGGUUCGCGUCUAUACGUGUAGUGUGGUGGUUGGGCCUACCCACCCUAUUUGUUCCAUGAUCUAUGGGUCUACUGGAGCUACCCACUUCGAUCAAUUAGCCAAGAUUUUGACCGGAUACGAAAUCACUGGUGCUCGAUCUAGUGGUAUUUAUAUGGGGAUUCUAUCUAUCGCUGUAGGAUCCCUAUUCAAGAUCACUGCAGUUCCUUUUCGGGCGGCUGUAGAACGGACGGCCGCCCAUAGGUGGUAGGUUAGGGUGGGUGGUACCGCUCAGAUUGCGGCCAAUCUUCCUAACCGCGCGCGGGCCGGGCUUAGAGCGCGUGAAACUCAUCACUAUCUCGUAAGGGCGUUGAGACCAUAGCAUGUUAAACGAAAGCGUCGCUUUCUCUGUAGUGUUUUCACACAGCUGCCCGCCUAGAAGAGCCACUCGCUCCGUAGUGUUGUCACACAAGAUAAGCACGCAGCCCGCCAGCUGGCCGGGCGAAUCGAAGUUAUCUUCCGGUCAACUGUCCACCCAGUCAAGUGCAAAAAACACAGUAGAAUCACGCAACGCACGCUGCUGGUGUGCUUCCUGCCCGCGAGGAAAGAAGAGCGACAAGGUUUAGUUCAGAUUUGACUGUUUGCAGCAUGGGAGCGGAUUACCCAAAAAAUCCCUGGGAACAAUGAAAAAAAAGAUAUCUCGGUAACGAAAACCAUAGGGGGCUGUAUUGGCGAGAUCCAACGGUGAACAGCUGUCCAAAAGAAAAACCGCCUGGAAGUCCGAGGACCUUUAGUACCCUUUCCCCGAACCAGCAGCCUUUGCGCCAAGCAAGACCGCCCUUGUCCUUUCUCCAUUCCGCCUCCUUCUUAGCUUUGUUCCAAUAGAGUCUAAGGCAAAGCAAAAGUAAGUGGGUUCGUAUGCCUACUUUACCUACUUGACGAAAGGGAACGAACUUAGUUUCGUUUCCGGGUUUAUGGACUCCUUCCUUUUUCUUUUUUUUUUUUUUUAUGUCGUGACGCUUUGGUUACCGGCAAACGCUUCCAAAGGCGACCCUCUCGAGUUUCCGGCUGUUUCCUAGAUUGAAGUAGCCUUUCUUUCGUCGCCCUACCAAACGAAAGAAGUCACUAUCAAACAGCUCGCCCUACUGAAGUACCAAAGGUGCGCUCCGCCCGGUGACUAAGAAAGAAAUUGGUUUGUGCUUUGAAGUGAUGAGGUCGCAAAGAGGGGGGCUCCUAUUGACUAAAGGUUGGUUCUUCGGUUUCCUUUAGAAUGAAAGUCGCUAUGAAGCCCCUACUACUUAUACUGACUUUGUUUGAUUAAAUAAAAAGGCGAACCCCAACAAAACAAGUCGUAUGGGGUGGGGUGCUUGUGGUAAGCUGCCUUGGAUAUGAGUAUGAGGAAUUCCUACAAAAAGGCAAAGUCCGGUAUUUGACGAAGGAAGAUAUAUCUAUCAAUAGAUAGGAUUUAGUGUUCGAUAUAGGGGAUAGGAUCCAUCUGCUCUUUUUCUCUCUCCAUUUUUUUUUUAGCGUUAUAUCUGAUCUGCUCUCUCUAAAAAAAAUGGGGAUUUAGGAUACAUAGAAAUCUAAGGGGUGUCUAUUCUAUUCCUCUUUAGAGUAGAGAAAAAAAAAAGAUAGCUGAACGAGAUAUCUUUUUUCUAUCUAUCAUUGAUUCAAUCUAUGAAUCAAGUCGAAAGACUUCUUUGGGUUCCCCGAAGCCCCGAAUGGAUUGUGGAUCGUUUCUGCCAACGAAAUGAACGCGGAGCCCGUUCCGAAUGCUUCUCCGAUCGGGAAGUUCUCGCGAAGAGAAUAAGAUGCUGCUCCCCCUCCCUCUGUCUUUUCUCGCUUUGCUAAUCUUCCCUUCUAACGCGGGCCGGGCGGCGGCGGGCGCGGGAGGAAGAAACCUAAGAGCGUCUUCUCUCUCUUAGGUUUCUUUUUUUUUUCAGUGCAACACAGGCUUUUUGUCAUCCCUGCAGCUUUCCAGAUUUUGUAUUGAACGUAUGGCGUAGCUAGGAUCUUCCAAUCUUGAGCCUAUCCUAUGUUCAAACCAACCAAACCCACCCCCUAUUUGAAUAAGGCUGGAAAGAAUGCCCGCCAAGUUCAGAUAAGGGAAUGCUUCCCCCAACCAUUAAAGGAAAGGCUCGACGAAGGGAGAUGCGGCGGGGGAAGGAAAACGCUUUCGGAGAUCGAGAUUUUGUUUUUCAUCGAAAACGAAGAAGGCCGAGGAUGGCCUACGGUGCGUGUUAUCUGAAGGGAACACGCUUUUUCGACCGCGGUGGUAUGCCUGCAUUUCUAGGCGGGCCCUCUCCUCGUUCCGCCCGCAGGCCCAUUGGGAUAGCAGCCUUCGGGCUUUGCCUGCCCUUGAUAUAUCGGCCCGGGAAAGCGCUGGCAACAACAGAAAGGAAGGGGUCCAUGUAGCUGCUGCGUCCGCCCCCUUCUUAGCCCCAUUGACUAAGAAGGGGCUGCAGGUUCGGCAUCUACUAAAAAAGAAAGAAUCCACUUGAGAUAACCACGCCUCUGCUAGGCAGCGUGUGGAAUGGCCAAGAGCGGACCUUUUUGGAUAUAUAAUCCAAGUGGAGAGUGGGGUUACGGGAACAGCCGUCUGAUGGAAAACCACUUUCACGUUCGGUUCAGAGAGCACUUUUUUUCGUCGAGAAAUCUUCGUUCCCUUUCGUGUGAAUUCCCCUGCGGCGAAUUCAAAACUGUUGGGGCCCCAUCUCUCGAGCCCCGAAGAAAACCCCUCCCCUUCGGACUCCAUAUCCCUCCCUUUUGACUCUAUAUAUGUGGGCACCUGAUAUCUAUGAGGGUUCACCCAUCCCGGUUACAGCAUUCCUUUCUAUUGCGCCUAAAAUUUCUAUUUUUGCUAAUAUUUCACGUGUUUCUAUUUAUGGUUCCUAUGGAGCUACAUUGCAACAAAUCUUCUGUUUCUGCAGCAUUGCUUCUAUGAUUUUAGGAGCACUGGCCGCCAUGGCCCAAACGAAAGUCAAAAGACCUCUAGCUCAUAGUUCAAUUGGACAUGUAGGUUAUAUUCGUACAGGUUUCUCAUGUGGAACCAUAGAAGGAAUUCAAUCACUACUAAUUGGUAUCUUAAUUUAUGCAUUAAUGACGAUAGAUGCAUUCGCCAUAGUUUUAGCAUUACGGCAAACCCGUGUCAAAUAUAUAGCGGAUUUGGGCGCUAUAGCCAAAACGAAUCCUAUUUCGGCUAUUACCUUCUCCAUUACUAUGUUCUCAUACGCAGGAAUACCCCCGUUAGCCGGCUUUUAUAGCAAAUUCUAUUUGUUCUUCGCCGCUUUGGGUUGUGGGGCUUACUUCCUAGCCCCAGUGGGAGUAGUGACUAGCGUUAUAGGUUGUUGGGCGGCCGGAAGGUUGCCACGAGUAAGUAAGUAAGUUUGGGGGACCGAAGUCCCUUUCGAUGACCUGGCACCGGACACGUAGCUUACCGAAUCAGUUGCGACACCGAUGGGAAUGCAUGCUACGAAAGAUAGGGUAGAGUCUGAUACAUCAACCGUCUACUCAAUAUCCUUGUACGAGUCCACAAUCACUACACGAGAUGAACCUUGGUUUGGUGAAUUGAAGUUGGCCUUAGGUGUAAAAGGACUCCCAGUUACUGCGCGCGAUCGUAUACUGAGGUGCUCCCCGCCGGUUGUUGGAACGACGCGAGCCGGGCCUCCAUUCAGAAAGAUGAAGGGUCCAAACAAAGGUCAAAAUAGGGGGUUACAAAUGCCCCAUCUCAUUGGGGGCGGAAAACGAAUCGACAUCUCGAUGUGAUACAGCCUUUUCCAUUUUAGUUGGGAAAGAACGGCGAAGUCCAUCCGAACCGUCCAAUGAAGAAUAAGAGGAGAGCAAAGCGCCAAUGGCGCGCGAAGCGCAUGCGAAACAGGCACGGAGAAAAAUAAGUGUGGAGGAUAAGCAGCCGAGCUCAUUCCCUUCGCUUCCUGGGCCCCAAGCAGUGCAGUCUUUCCUGGCCAAAUCCUUGAUUGGGGGCUUCUUGCUGCGCUACUUAACUAUAGAAAGACUUUUUUUCUAGUCAUAUAUAUUAAUAGAAAGAUAGAUCCAUCCAUCUAUCCUAUCCGAUUUAGAUUUAUAUAAGAAAGAAUUUUUUUCAUUCAACGUUUGAUUCAAAGAACUGCGCUAAGCCCCCCCCCGCUCAUGAAAAGGCUCUGCUGCAAUGGAUGGCAGAGGGUCCGUAGUAUCCAAAGCACUGGAGUGGUCCAGUAGCCGGGAAGGGGCCUAGAAGUGCCUACUACUACACCACACUACACUCGGCUCUACACAUUUACAGAGCUAACCCCUGUCCAGUCCCUGGCAGAGUGAAGGGGGCUUCCGUCCUUUUUCCCUAUCCCCUCGCUUUGCUAUAAAAGCAGGCUAACGGGGCCUUACUUAUUCAGGGGGGGAGUGGAGCCCCGAGAAGCACUGUAUAGAGGAAGAUCCUCGGCCCCUCCUCAUUCUCUACAGGGUUCCAAACCUUUCUUCAACAUAGGUGACAACGAGCGGGGCAGAGAUGGAAGAGAUCGAACACGAGAAUAAGAAGCAAGCUCGCCUUCCUUUUUGAUCAUUUUGAUAGAGAGGGAUGGAGAAAGUGGACAAAACGGAGUAGCAUUUCCCAGUCGAAAAGAGAUGGGUUCUCGUCUUGCAUUUCUCAUCGAACAAAUACGGAAAAAGAAUCAUAUUGAAAAACGUUCCUAACCCACCAACCCCUUCCUUCGUAGAGCCGUGUAUUGUAAGUGAUCCGAACCUGCCCGGAGCGAGUCUCCCAUAGAGGCAAGUGAAGUUGGUGAGCCGUAUGAUGGGCAACUAUCUCCUGCGGUUCGGAGAGGACUCAGCUGUUAGUUAGUACCCCCUUUCGGGGUGGACCUUUCACUCUAUUUUAUUAUAUACGCUUAGCGAAAAGAAUGUUUUUUGAUACACCUAGGACAUGGAUUUUAUAUGAACCAAUGGAUCGUGACAAGUCGUUACUACUAGCAAUGACUUCGUCUUUCAUUACUUCAUCCUUUCCAUAUCCCUCCCCCUUGUUCUCAGUUACUCAUCAAAUGGCACUCAGUUCAUAUCUUUAAGUUCGAUCAUUGACAAGGUUCAAAGAAAGGGUGGGCCAUUGAUAAAGAAUGGAUUCCAAAGCACAAUGCUAGCAAGGGCCUCCGCUUUUCUUUUCAUUAAAGACAGUUCCAUUCGAUUAGUUAGCUCGUAGUCAGUCUUUACUUAA